AUGCCGGUCCUCGACCCAGAGCUCAUUGGCCGCGGCCUGAAUGAGAUCACUCAUCAACUCGCUCGCAGAGACGUGGAUCAUCGGGUGUUGGAGACGCUCGCAGUUGCGGCAACAUGCAUCUUUGGCGUUGGAGGAUAUAUUUACUGGGCAAUGAAGCAAAAAUGA
Pestalotiopsis fici W106-1 is the source of this 165-nucleotide messenger RNA. RefSeq lists its product as uncharacterized. The coding region runs from base 1 to 165 and encodes 54 amino acids. The record is from RefSeq and is a predicted model, not a curated record. The transcript is spliced from 2 exons. Lineage: Eukaryota; Fungi; Ascomycota; Sordariomycetes; Amphisphaeriales; Sporocadaceae.